Messenger RNA from Clunio marinus, 183 nucleotides. NCBI's taxonomy places the organism in Eukaryota, Metazoa, Arthropoda, Insecta, Diptera, Chironomidae. The record is from the annotation of a GenBank genome assembly.
AUGAAAACAGCAGAGAGGCGGCAGGAAAAAUCCCCAGCUCAUGGUCGUAAUAAUUUAAAGUUCAUUAAAAAUUGUCCAAAAUGUUCAAACACUCAAAAGUGUCCUCGUUUGUUAUUUAAACAAAUUAAAAUUUGCGAAAAUCAUCCAAAAAUGUUUAUUCGCCAAAUGUUUUGUUCAAACUAA